Papaver somniferum (opium poppy) is the source of this 1793-nucleotide messenger RNA. Its product is annotated as ribulose-1,5 bisphosphate carboxylase/oxygenase large subunit N-methyltransferase, chloroplastic-like. Gene Ontology annotation, cellular component: chloroplast. Gene Ontology annotation, biological process: peptidyl-lysine monomethylation. The record is from RefSeq and is a predicted model, not a curated record. The coding region runs from base 79 to 1593 and encodes 504 amino acids. Lineage: Eukaryota; Viridiplantae; Streptophyta; Magnoliopsida; Ranunculales; Papaveraceae. Gene Ontology annotation, molecular function: protein-lysine N-methyltransferase activity; protein binding; [ribulose-bisphosphate carboxylase]-lysine N-methyltransferase activity. The transcript has 12 exons.
UUUUAUCUUCUUCUCCUUACAGAUAAGGGUUUUUCCUUUCAGUUCUCUACUACUUCACUCUCUGUGUAAGUUGUAACCAUGGCUGAAACUUCCAGAAGUUUCUAUUCAACACUGAUACCCAAUUUCUCAAAACCCAUUUCUUCAAUUAGAAGAACAACAUCUGUUUCUCCAACUACAAUCAUAAAAAGGAAUUCAAUAUUUUGCUCUAGUAUUUCUACUACUACUUCAAAUGAUAGCAGCACAAUCACAGCAAAUAAGAAAAUUCCUUGGGGUUGUGAUGUUGAUUCUUUAGAGAAUGCUUCUUUGUUGCAGUCAUGGUUAACAGAAUCAGGUCUUCCUGAACAAAGAAUGGCUAUCCGAAAAGUCGAUGUUGGUGAGAGAGGUCUUGUUGCUUUGAAAAAUAUUAGAAAGGGUGAAAAAUUGCUCUUUGUUCCUCCAUCUUUGGUUAUUUCCGCUGAUUCGGAAUGGAGCUGUCCAGAAGCUGGAGAGGUUUUAAAAAAGAAUUCUGUACCGGAUUGGCCAUUGCUGGCAACAUACCUUAUUAGUGAAGCAAGUUACAUGAAGUCUUCGAGAUGGAACAAUUAUAUCUCGGCCUUGCCACGACAACCUUACUCACUCUUGUAUUGGACACGCUCAGAACUAGACACGUAUCUAGUUGCUUCGCAGAUCAGAGAAAGAGCUAUUGAAAGAAUAAACAAUGUAACUGGAACAUACGAAGAUUUGAGGCUCAGGAUUUUUUCUAAGUACCCUCAUUUAUUUCCAGAGGAGGUGUUCAAUAUGGAGACUUUCAAGUGGUCUUUCGGUAUUCUUUUCUCACGUUUAGUUCGGUUGCCCUCACUGGAUGGAAGGAAUGCUUUAGUCCCUUGGGCGGACAUGUUGAAUCACAGCUGCGAUGUGGAGACAUUCUUGGACUAUGAUAAGUCAUCAAAGGGAAUUGUUUUUACAACUGAUCGGCCAUAUCAGCCAGGCGAGCAAGUUUUUAUAUCAUAUGGGAGGAAAUCUAACGGAGAGCUGUUGCUGUCUUAUGGUUUUGUUCCAAGGGAAGGCACAAACCCAAGUGAUUCAGUUGAAUUGUCACUAUCACUUGAUAAAUCUGACGACUGUUAUGGGGAGAAAGUAGAAGCUUUGAGGAGGCAUGGCUUGUCUGCGUUUCAGCGGUUUCCGGUGCAGAUCACUGGUUGGCCAUUAGAGUUGAUGGCAUAUGCUUAUUUAGCAGUCAGUCCUCCAAGUAUGUCUGGACAGUUUGAAGAGAUGGCUGCAGCAGCUUCAAAUAAAACAACAUCCAAGAAGGACAUGAAAUACCCUGAAUUGGAAGAGCAGGCUCUACAGUUCAUUCUGGAUAGUUGUGAAUCAAGCAUAUCAAAAUACACGAAGUUCCUUCAGGGGAGUGGUUCACUGGAUCUGGAUGUCACUUCACCUAAGCAAAUAAACAGGAAGUUGUUUCUGAAACAGUUAGCCAUAGACUUGUGUACCAGUGAGAGACGUAUAUUAUUCCGUUCCCAAUACAUACUGCGAAGGAAGUUGAGAGACAUGAAAAGCGGUGAACUUCAGGGUCUUAAGAUUCUGAAUGGAUUCUUGAAGUUCUUCAACUAAGAUAGAUGGAUAGAUAAGAGGGCACAAGUAGUGCUUCACUGGUAACAUUGCAAGGAAGGAACUAAAGGAUAAUACUAUGUGUAAUAUAAGAAUUUCGGGAUGUCUCGCUGUUAUAGAUCCUUGUAUGUUGUUGCAACUCUAAGGUUGAUCAGUGAAUACGCAAGAACAAAUUGCUCAUUUCAUGGGUUCCUUUUCUCUCU